Cataglyphis hispanica is the source of this 3313-nucleotide messenger RNA. It is a transcript of the gene GTPBP1, whose product is annotated as GTP-binding protein 1. The record is from RefSeq and is a predicted model, not a curated record. Gene Ontology annotation, biological process: translational elongation. Gene Ontology annotation, molecular function: GTP binding; translation elongation factor activity; GTPase activity. The transcript has 11 exons. The coding region runs from base 489 to 2381 and encodes 630 amino acids. NCBI's taxonomy places the organism in Eukaryota, Metazoa, Arthropoda, Insecta, Hymenoptera, Formicidae.
AAGCGCGAUUGCCCGUAAAGUGUGCAUAUGUGUGCGUGUAUAUGUACACAAAUUGACUGCCAAGUGUUCACCUUACACAACGUUUCUCGUUCUCGUACACAACACGUACGAUAGAUUGACAGUAUUUUCGUAAGCGCACAGCUGUCAAUUUGUCAUGUGAAAUCGUAACGGCGUAAAGACGACGGAUCUCACUCUUCGGAUCGUCUCUUCUUUCAACGGAUUAUAAAGAUGGCAUUGAUAGGAUUAAACAUUUGAAUACAUUAGAUAUUGCCCAAGGGCAAGCAAAAUUUUCAGUACUACAGUAAUGUAUGCACAAAUAUUAAUAAUCUACAGAAGAAAAAUUGGAUUUAAAUAUUGGAAGAUGUCUGUAAUGGACAUUUGUGCACAAGAGGAAUAAACUGAUAGAUGAAUAAUUGAAUAAAUUGUGAGAAAAAUAAGACACAGAAAAGCAGAUUUAUGCGUUUGCAGUUGUAUCUUUACUGAAUAUUAUGUCGGGCACUGGACCAAUCAUAUCGCAAACUAUUGCUCGUCUACCAGAGAAGGAGCAUGAAUCUAUCUCGAUUGUAGAUUACUCCAGUGUCAGGGGAAAGAAUGUCUUGGUCAGUCCAUCCGAGGAUCAGUAUGAACUAUUGCUAAGAAGAUUGAAAGAAAGGAUUCAGGAUGGAGGCAGCGAGACAAUCUUUGAGAUUGGUGUUGCUGAAGAUGGAACUGAAGGUGGAUUAAAGGAAGACGAGUAUGAUGCAUCAGUUGCUACUUUACAAUCCCUUGCUGCAACAUUGGAAGCAGAUUGUGUACUUUUACGCCAAAUUAAAGCAGAUCACGGACUUACGGGACAAUAUCUAGUGAGGAGACGUCUAGAUCGACAAGAUUUCUUAGAGAUCAGGGUUGCUGUUGUUGGUAAUGUGGAUGCUGGUAAAUCGACGCUAUUGGGAGUACUGACUCAUGGCGAACUUGACAAUGGACGAGGCCUGGCACGUCAAAAGUUAUUCCGUCAUAAGCACGAGGCUGAAACUGGCCGGACCAGCUCAGUUGGAAAUGACAUACUCGGAUUUGAUAGCGUCGGUAAUGUAGUUAAUAAACCUGAGCAUGGAUCGCUAGAUUGGGUGAAAAUAUGUGAGAAAUCCUCUAAAGUAAUAACGUUCAUCGAUCUUGCCGGACAUGAGAGAUACUUAAAAACAACUGUCUUCGGAAUGACGGGACACGCUCCAGACUUUGGUAUGUUAAUGAUUGGAGCGAAUGCCGGUAUUGUGGGAAUGACUAAGGAACAUUUGGGCCUUGCUUUAGCGUUGUCUGUACCGGUAUUCGUCGUCGUGACAAAAAUCGACAUGUGCCCACCGAAUGUCCUGCAGGAAAAUUUGAAGUUGUUGAUAAGAAUUCUGAAAUCUCCUGGCUGUAGAAAAGUCCCGGUUACAGUUAAGACACCUGAUGAUGUAGUAAUUAGCGCCACGAAUUUUGUUUCAGAACGAUUGUGUCCAAUUUUUCAAGUAUCUAACGUGUCCGGUGAAAAUUUAAAUCUUCUCAAGAUGUUUCUCAACUUGCUGACUGCAAGGAUUACUAGUCACGAUGAUGAACCUGCAGAAUUUCAAAUCGACGAUACAUACUCUGUACCGGGAGUCGGUACAGUGGUAUCUGGUACAACUUUGAAAGGUAUUAUAAAGUUAAACGAUACCUUACUAUUAGGGCCCGAUCCGUUGGGUCGGUUCACGCCUAUAACUGUCAAAAGUAUCCACCGAAAGAGGAUGCCGGUUCGCGAAGUCAGGGGCGGACAGACUGCUAGUUUCGCCCUGAAGAAGAUUAAACGAUCACAUAUUCGCAAGGGAAUGGUAAUGGUCGCACCCGCACUCAAUCCACAGGCUAGUUGGGAAUUCGAAGGUGAAAUUUUAGUGUUACAUCAUCCUACAACAAUCAGUUCACGCUAUCAGGCAAUGGUACAUUGUGGCAGCAUAAGGCAAACUGCUUCUAUAUUAUCCAUGUCCCAGGAUUGUUUGAGAACGGGUGACAAAGCCCUAGUGCAUUUUAGGUUUAUCAAACACCCUGAGUAUAUAAAACCUGGACAAAGAAUGGUAUUUAGAGAAGGUCGUACUAAAGCAGUAGGAAAUGUAGUGAAACUUAUACCGCAUUCAAAUAAUACUACUAUGCAAACAUCGAGAAUUAAUAAGCCGAACAAAGCAUCGCAAGCUCGACAAAACACAAAUAUACAGGCUUUAGAAAUAACCGAAACUGACUCGAUUAUCGAGGAACAAACGGCCAAACAAGAAAAUAUGCCGCAAAAAUCUGGUUUAAAUCAGAGUAAGAAAAGUAGAGGUCGAAGAGGAGGAAGAUCUCAUGCAAUCAACAGUAUUCAGCCUUUAACAGAACAAAACCCUCCUGCAAAAUUGUAAGAGCUGUUAAUGUACAAAAUAAUGUAUUAUUAGUAUGCUCUUAAAACUUUCUUUUAUGUACAAGUUUCUUAAGGGAUAGUGCACAAUGUACCAUUUUCAUUUUAUGUUGUGGAUUAUCCUUCACCUAAAAUUUUUUUUUCUCUAAAAAAAAGAAAAAAAUAUACUCUACUAAAGUUAUUAAUAUAUAUUUUACAGUACAUGUAAUAAAUUUAUUAGACAAAUAAUUUCACGCGUCUCAACUAUUAAUCGUGUUUUCAAAAAUAUUCUUUUAACAAAAUAAUAAGUCGGUACUUAUAGAUCGUAUUAUUUUUGUAAGAGACACGUAGAUAAAAUCAGUAUCAGAAAAUACACACACUGUGUCUUUCAUCUCUAUGAUAUAAAUAUAUGCAAUAUGUACAGGGAUGUACAUUUGUAUAAGAGAAUGCGAAUACGAUCCCUUUUUCAAUGCCUUCAUAUUUUGAUGAUAAAAUUUGACAUAUUGAUGUUGUAUUUCUCAUUAUGACAGUACAUACUUAUAUCUAUAUUUAUCUACAUUGUAUAAAAAUUCAUGUAUAUAUAUACGUAUAUAUAUAUAUAUAUAUAUAUAUAUAUAUAUAUAUAUAUAUCUCAUCUUUUAUUACUUGUUCAUCUUUAAAAUAUAUCUCGCAAAAAAAUUUGAAACACAAUGACUGAGUGCAUAAUAAUAAUAAUAUUAUUAUUAAUUAUUAUUUUUAUUAAUUGGAAUAUGGAAAAGUUUUCAUGAAAAUUAAUACAGAAUCUUUUUGAAUCUUUUUUUUUGCGCUGAUAUUUUAGAUAUUUUUGUCAUAAAAAAAAGUUAUCUGCAAUAGUCUUUCUAUUGUUAUCAUUAGUUGUCAUGAUCACAUUAUUAAAAUAAUAUUCUGUAAAGAACGAUGUCGCUCAAAAUAUCGAAUAAAGAAGAACGCAAAGGAGAA